This is a messenger RNA of Aspergillus ibericus CBS 121593, 1026 nucleotides long. RefSeq lists its product as uncharacterized. Gene Ontology annotation, cellular component: 90S preribosome; nucleus. The transcript is spliced from 5 exons. Bases 53 to 934 code for a protein of 293 amino acids. NCBI's taxonomy places the organism in Eukaryota, Fungi, Ascomycota, Eurotiomycetes, Eurotiales, Aspergillaceae. The record is from RefSeq and is a predicted model, not a curated record.
AGACCAUUGAGAUAUCUGUGUCGCGAAUUGCCGGAGCUGCUUCGAAUCGAACAUGUCUGACGGAACCCCCAAGCCCUCUGCCCUCGCGGCCAAGGUGGACAAGAAGCGCAAGCGACAGGCCGAGGACUCCAAGCCGAGCGACGCAAAGCCGGCUGGCACUGGCGAGGCCCCGAACAAGAAGCGCAAGGACAACAAGAACGGCAAGGAUAGAAAGAGCAAGGGCAAGAAGAACAACAAGGACAAGGGGGAUGCGAAGCCCGCCAAGCUUACCGAUACCAAGGCCACCGAGACCAAGGGCGGACUUGAUGAGGCGAUUGGAAAGAUGGACGGCCGGUUGUUCGCCGAUCACUUUGCGCAAAAGGCCAAGCGGCAUAACAAGGAGCUGAGUGCGGUGGAGUUGAGCGAUCUGUCGGUUCCAGACUCCGCCUUCCUCGAUACAUCGUCGUUCGAACAGACUAGAAACUUGGAGCAGCUGCCUGCGUUCUUGAAGGCGUUCAGUCCGAAUAAGGGAGCCGGACUGGCCAAGGCAUCAGAGGAGAAGGGUACCCCGCAUACACUGGUAGUCUCUGGAUCUGGGCUCAGAGCGGCCGACGUCGUCAGAGCCCUCCGGUCAUUCCAGAACAAGGAGUCCAUUGUCGGCAAGCUAUUCGCCAAGCACAUCAAAUUGGAGGAGGCCAAGCAGUUCCUGGAGCGCGCACGCACGGGUAUCGGAGCCGGCACUCCUGCUCGUAUCUCUGACCUAAUUGACGCGGGCUCCCUCAAACUGGGUGAACUCGAGCGCAUCGUCAUCGACGGAUCCCACGUGGACCAGAAGCAACGAGGCAUCUUCGACAUGAAGGAGACGCAUCUCCCGUUGCUGCAGCUGCUGACCCGGCCUGAAUUCCGGGAGCGGUACGGCGCGACGGAGAAGAAGAUUCAGAUCUUGGUCUUUUAAGCGAUUGUCUGGGGGCGUUAUAAACGGCUGGUAUCGUUUAUCUAUUGUAUACAUUACGGGUUGCUCAUAGAAUAAAAGUAUUUAGUCACUUC